GAUCGUAAAGAUGGCGACGACAGGGAGACCGCAGCUCCGCAGCAUCUCUGCGUGUUUGGCCGUUUUUCUCGGUUUAUUGAACAUAUUAAAUACGGGAAAUUGUGAUGAACAGGUGCCGCUUAUUAUGUGGACAAGCGAGGGGGUCUCCGUACCGACUCAGUCUCCUCCUACAGCGGGGCACAUCGUGGGGCAGCAGCAGCUGGCCUCCUACCUGGAGAAAGCUCUGAGUGUGGGCCCAAGAAAUGUCGUGCUGUUCCUUCAGGAUAAGAUGAGCAUAGAGGACUUCACUAUGUAUGGGGGGGCUUUUGGAAACAAGCAAGACAGUGUCUUCCCCAACCUUGAGGGGGCUCUGAGGUCUUCGUCCUCCCCUCUGGUGUUACCUGCUGUGUCCUGGCCUGCCUCCAAUGCAGUGAUUGGCCAACUGCAGGACCAAUUGGACACCUCUCCUCUGUACAUGGAUCCUGAGACACUGAGUCAGCUGAGACUCAACGCCUCCUCUCCCGCCCUGCUGGUGUUCAGGCUGCCGUACGGCUUCGGGGCUGAUCUGAUGUCUGCCAAAGAUAUUCUCAGUGGAAACGAUGAGAUGAUUGGCCAGGUGUUGAGCACCAUGAAGACCCAGUCCGUCCCGUACACCGCCAUUUACACAGCCCUGCAGCCUCCAGGGUGAGCUGCGUCUCUCUCCAUAGAAGCAGGCGUUGGUGGAGGCCGCUCUCUCCUGCAAGCCAGAGGUGGAUGGCGUGAGAGGGAGAGAGAGAGGGAGAGGCAGCGCAAGAUCAAGGAGAAGGCUGGGAUCUACGGUCCGGUGGAGUUUAAGGAGGAGGAUAACACUUGUAUCCUCCUGUGGGCCCAAGGCCUGUCGGUGAGCAUCCUUCGGAGCGGGCGCUGGGAAGAGCAUGACCUCACCCCCUUAACCUUUGGAGAGGGAGUCAGCCCAAAACUCGACGGCUCAACCUGCGACAAAUCCAAAGCGAGGUUGGUUCUUAAUUAUGAGAACAUUCUCGGCCACAGGAGCUUCAAACUCAUCUUUGCUAUGAGCCAGCGCCACUACAAGGUGUCUGCGCGCCGCUGGUUCACUCUGGACGCCGUAGUGCUGGAGUACGACGGCACCCACGCCACUUUUAACGGGAGCAGACACGUUUACGCCCCCGCUGAGUACUCGUACCGCUGCGGCUCCGUCACCAACUUCCGCUGGCCCGUGCUCAUCCCACGCACAUCUAAAGAUCCAGCCAAUCAGUGGAGGGUCUCUUUUGCAGACUUUCAGAUCCAGGGCUUCAACGUGACAGGCAGUGACUUCUCGUACGCCAGUGACUGCGCGGGCUUCUUUUCUCCGGGGAUCUGGAUGGGUCUGAUGACCAGCCUCCUCAUGGUGCUGGUGCUCACCUACGGCCUCCACAUGAUCAUGCAGCUCCACACUAUGGACCGCUUCGAUGACCCCAAGGGCCCGGCUAUCUCCGUGCCCCUAACAGAGUAACACGCCUGAUUCUUCUCCCUACAUCUCUCCUCCUUUCUCUCAUUGCAAUGCCUCCACUGCGACCCUUUACAUUCCACUCCCUGUUCAUCUGUAGUUGGACCUUUUACAGACUAGUGUUGUUGUCAGUGUAAGGGUGUAUUCAUCACUGCAUAUGUACUUAAAAAUGUGCGUCCUGGUUCUAAGAGAGUAUGUUUUCAGGUAGCCCCAGUUUGUGUUUCUCAGGUAUACAUUCGAGUCAUAGUGGGAAUCAACUGUUAUCUAGAAGGAGCUUUAACAACACCCAAAACUGUUCUUAAGGUUUUUCUAGAAAUCUGAAAUAUUUGGUGCAAGGAGAGAUUUUCCAGUCCUUUCUCAAGUUGCAACUUUGUUUUCUAAACCAAACAAAGAUGCCAGCUGGUAAUGAUGCACCUCUGCAAAAAGAGGCUAUAAUGAAGGUUUCUAAAUAACACAGCAACAACUCAAUUAUGAAAGCUGGUUAAAAAUCUCUUAUUGUGCAACAGACAGAUUUAUUUAUAUUAUUAUCCAGAUAGAAACACCAUUCAGAAUAAUGGUAUGUAUUUCUUUUUCCAACAUAAUGCAAAUCCUCAAGAGACACAAACUGGGGCUAUAGUUUCCGAGGUGGGUAAAUGUUCCAUUAAAAGGGAUACAAUUGUAAAUACAGGGGCAAAAAGAACUUGUGAAACAUAAAUUAUGAAAUGCUAUUUAUCGGUGAAACGUAUGUGUGUGCGUGUGCGUGUUUGUUUACAACUGUGCUCGUGUCUGUUUGUAGACAAGUGAAAUGAAGGAUUACAUUCUCUGUAUGGAUGAUAGAUAACUGAUAUCCACUGCAGAGUUAACUCA
Molecule: messenger RNA, 2311 nt
Organism: Eleginops maclovinus (Patagonian blennie)
Lineage: Eukaryota; Metazoa; Chordata; Actinopteri; Perciformes; Eleginopidae
Gene: atp6ap1a
Product: ATPase H+ transporting accessory protein 1a
Exons: 11
Source: RefSeq, a predicted model, not a curated record